AUGUAUGUAACGAAAUUACGACAGAAAGCGGAACAUUGUGAAUUCAGUGAUAAGGAUGGUGAAAUUAAAAGUCAGAUAAUACAAGGAUGCGUAUCAAAGAAAUUAAGAAUUAAGUGCUUAGAAGAAGAAAAGGAAUUGAAAGACAUCCUAAUUCUAGCAAGAAGUAUGGAAAUGGCGGAAAAACAAGCACAUGCAAUGGACAGACAUGACAGUCUUCCGGUAAACAAAAUUAAGAAACAUCCUUCCCAGCGACGAAAGCCUGAAAAUCCUGCUUAUCAGAAAGAAAUACAGAAGUGUAGAAACUGCGGAGGAACUUAUCCACAUGCGCGAAAAUGCCCAGCCCUUGGCGCAAAAUGCAAUUACUGCCAUAAAAGAAACCAUUUCAUUGGGGUAUGUCGUAAACGGCUGAAUUCAAAAGGACAACUACACGAAAUAUCCGAAAAUAACAAUGGCUAUGAAACCAACAGUGAAGACGAAUCUUGUUCUGAAACGGAUGUGGCUUUUGGACUUAGUGUUGUAAAGAAAAUUUCAAACAAAAAAGUGCCAAAAGUAAACUUAAAAGUAAAUGGUGUUGAUGUGACUUUUCUUGUUGACACAGGAAGUAGCUUGAAUAUUCUCGACGAGUCUUUAAUCGACAAAAUGAGACCGAAGCCGAAAAUCCAGAAAACAAAAACAAAAGCAUAUGCAUUCGGUCAAAACAAACCAUUGUCUAUAAAAGGGAAAUACGUAUGUGUCAUAGAAUCGGCUCCUAAAUUCGCAACAACGGAUUUUCAUGUCGUGAACGGUGCAUCGGAAAAUUUGAUAAGUUAUGAAACCGCCGUGGAGCUUGAAAUUGUACCAGUCAUACAGACUAUAUCUAGUAAAAAAGAGAAGUAUUCAGACUUAAAUGACAAAUACAAACCAGUGUUCAAUGGGCUAGGAAAAUUAAAGGAUAAGCAAAUCAAAUUCCAUAUAGACGAAAGUGUAAUACCUACUGCCCAGCCAGCUAGACGCAUUCCGUUUCACGUCCGUGAUAAAGUUGCACAAGAGCUCGAGAAACUUGAAAAACUUGAUGUAAUUGAAAAAGCCACAGGUGCGACACCCUGGGUCUCGAACUUGGUCGUUGCUCCGAAAUCCAAGUCUCCGAAUGAUGUCAGAAUUUGUGUAGAUAUGAGAAAAGCGAAUCUAGCAUUAAAGCGUGAAAGACAUGUCGUGCCUACAGUGGAUGACAUAAUAAUUGAACUAAAUGGCUCCACCGUGUUUUCAAAGGUGGACCUUUACAAAGGGUUCCAUCAGCUCGAACUUUCCGAGGAAUCAAGAAACAUGACCGUGUUCGCAAGCCAUGUUGGACUUUGGAGGUACAAACGGCUAAAUUUCGGUGUAAGUGUAGCCCCAGAAAUUUUCCAAAAUGAAAUACGGCAAGUGAUAAAUGAAUUAAAUGGUGUGCUGAAGAUUUCAGAUGACAUAAUCAUUCAUGGGAAAACGCAAACAGAUCAUGACUCGAACUUAGAAGCACUUCUGCAACGGCUACAAGAUAGAAAUCUGACACUCAACAAAGAAAAAUGUGAAUUUGGAAAAAGCAAAAUAAAAUUCUUCGGAUAUGUCUUUUCUGAAUCGGGAAUAUCACCAGAUCCUGAGAAAAUCACUGCUAUCAAGAACGUUGAAAAGCCGAAAAAUCAGGGCGAGGUUCGAUCUUUCCUUGGAAUGACAAAUUACGUGUCAAGAUUUAUUGAAAACUACUUUACAAUCUCAGAACCCCUCAGACGCUUAACACAGCAAAAUCAGCCAUUUGAAUGGACAACACAGCAGGAAAACGCGUUUCAUCAACUGAAAAAUGCAUUAGUCAGUGACAAGGUCAUGGCAUACUUUGACCCGUCAAAACAAAGAACUGUGGGUUGA
Molecule: messenger RNA, 1878 nt
Organism: Mercenaria mercenaria
Lineage: Eukaryota; Metazoa; Mollusca; Bivalvia; Venerida; Veneridae
Exons: 1
Coding region: 1-1878 (625 amino acids)
Biological process (GO): proteolysis
Molecular function (GO): aspartic-type endopeptidase activity
Source: RefSeq, a predicted model, not a curated record